UCUGCGAGGCGGCGAGUUGCGUGCGAAGAGCUCGACAUGUCAUUCAGAGGAAUCCGCCACCUGAAACGCGAGGAAGUCAGGGCGACUCGAUUGGGUAUAAAGAAUCAGCCAACAUCUGCCUCCGAGCAGAGCGACGCUGAUGAAAACAUCAGCGCGGAGCUCGAGCAGGGACCCCGGCCGCGUUGUGUUUCGUCUUCCCGCUGGAUCUAUCGCUUCCCGGAGCCGGUGCACCUCCGCCAGGCGCAUCUCUGUGGAACAUUUUAAAGUGGAUGUGAUUCUGGAGCCAACUCGAUUCUGGAUUUAAUCCACGGAGAUUCUGGCGCACCUGUUACCUCCACGGAGCGCGAGAUCAUGAUCCCACCUGGAGACUGCAUGUACGCGGGCAGGAAGAGGAGGAAGCCCGUCCAGAAACAGAAGCCGUCCUCUGCCAACGAGAAAAGCAACCCGUCCAAGAGGCACCGGGACAGGCUCAACGCCGAACUGGACCGCCUGGCCAGCCUGUUGCCGUUCCCUCCGGACGUCAUCUCCAAACUGGACAAGUUGUCCGUGCUGCGCCUCGCCGUCUCCUACCUCCGCGUCAAAAGCUUCUUCCAAGCGAGUCAAGACAAACCCUCCAGGAAGCACGUCACCACCCCAGCAUCCUCCAACCCUGAACCCAGGAAAGAUAGCCUUCCUCUGGGUACCACCAUCAAUGAAAGCAGCCUCCUCCUGGAAUCUCUAACAGGCUUUGCCUUGGUGGUGAGCAGUGACGGCAUGGUUUUUUAUGCUUCCUCAACCAUUGUGGACUACCUGGGUUUCCAUCAGACUGACGUGAUGCACCAAAACGUCUUCGACUACAUCCACAUAGACGACCGCCAGGAGUUCAGACGCCAGCUCCACUGGGCCAUGUGUCCCCCACAACAUCAGGCGAUGUCUGGGGAGCCAGAUAGCCAGUUAGCGGCGGGAACAAGUGAAGACUUUGUCGUGAGCAGCAUGUUCAACUCUCCGGAAGCAGGGGAAAUUCCCCCAGAGCUCUCGUGCUUUCUCAACAGAUGUUUCAUAGCCAGAGUCCGCUGUCUCCUGGACAGCACGUCUGGAUUUUUGACGAUGCAGUUUCAGGGUCGGUUAAAGUUCCUCCACGGGCAGAAGAAGAAGUCGCCCUCUGGGACGCUGGUCCCUGCCCAGCUGGGUCUGUUCUGCAUCGCCGUGCCCCUCUUACUGCCCUCCAUCACCGAGAUGAAAGUGAAAAAUAUUUUAAUGCGUGGAAAGAACAAAGGUGGGGGGAUUGUCUCUCCGAUGGAGCAUGGAGAGAGCGGGGAGCACCUAAGGAGGCAUUCCAUCGGUGGAGGAAUGGGUGACAUGACAGACCCUCUUCUAUUCACUUGUCCCCAUCCGGGCACUACACAGCGAAGUCACCACGCCCUCUGGUCCCCUCUUUGCAAAGACAACCUCAAGUGCAGCUCCGACAGCUUCUACGGCCAGGAGGAACCCCUCAACUUCUGCAAGUCCUCCGUGGCUGACCACAAAGGCGCGGCCGCGGGCCUGGGCGGAGGGUGGCCCAUGCGGCAGCGGGCGGGGCCUGUCAGAGCCGCCCAGGGAGUCAGCUACAUCCCAUCCAACCGCUUGAACAGGACUGGCCAGUACGGGAAGCCCUACCGCCUCUCGCCGAGCUGCCACGGCGGCAGGGGCGCGGACGUGUACGUGUCGAAGCUGUACGGGUCGUCGGACGCGGACGCCUACUGCGUAGACCUGGUGAAGAGCGAAAACGACUUUGGGGAGUGCUACGAAGGCCACAUGAUGUCCGAGAUGCCGCCCAUCAAGAUAGAGCACGACUCCGACUCGGAGAACGGAUGCGAGAUGUACGGUCAAACCUGGGCCUGCCGCAACCAGGCCACCAUCGACCGUCACUACGGGAACGGGGCGUACGACCCAAGCACUGGUCUGCAGCUUAAAUCGGAAACGGACUACUACGACCUGCAGUACUCCCCGUGCCAACGAGGGAAAGCAGGAAUCAGCCCCACGUACAACAACGCCGCCUACCCCGGCUACGCGGUCAACAGCGGCGCUCGUCUGUUGAAGUGCGACAAAGACUUGGUCAGUAACGGCGACUCCAACCAGUUCAGCCCCCAGAGACUCUCUCACUCGGACUCUCUAUGCGGCAACCAGCCGGUCAGCCUCAUGGAGCCAAACAUCUACCCUCAAAAGGCGUACAUGCACCUGGACUACAACAAGCACGGCGCCUACGAGUUCAAAGGUCACGGCUUGAUCCACUCGAUCAAACGGGAGCCGAUGGACUCCCCGCCCUGGUCUGAGAAUGGCCAUGACGUGAACCAGUCCAUGAUGGGCGGCUCGAGGAACGUUAUGCCAUGUGUGAUGACCACUGGCCACCACAAGUCCAGUCCCUACAUUUACAUGCAGUGAGGGGACGACAGCCGCACGUGAACACAUCAGCAGAUCUCCACCCACACACAACCCCCUUCACACGCACAAUUACACACACACACGAACAAAUCAGUACGUAUUACCUUGUUUUCCCCUUUAGCGUUUCACGUACACGUGUGCUAGCAUUACAGAGGAAGGGUCACCGCGACUCCCACGAUGUCAAACAUUUUUCUGACGCUUAAUGAAGAGGUCUCAGGUUCAAAAAAAUCAAUGUUUUGACAAUCAACAAUUUGACUUUCAGAAGAUGUUACUUUAAAAAAAAAAAAAGAAGAAAAAAAAAAGGUACAGAUUUUUGUUUUUAGCACUUUUGGAUUCAGUGAGUGUGAGCAAAAUGUCCAAGAAAAAAAAAAAUCUUUUAGUUUUUGUAUUGUUACGCCUGGAUUUUGCGGGGAUCCGUUUUAUUUUUCUAAACUUUCUUACGCAGGAGAAAACUUACAUCCGCUGACACUUUCACUGAAAUUGACGCUUAGGAUAAUGCACUUUGAAGUCAUUUUUGAAUAUUAUUUUGAUGUCUCACAAAAUGCAGUCGCUUUCAAGGAUUUUAAAACAAAUUUUAGAUGGGACAAAAAAAAAAAA
Molecule: messenger RNA, 2997 nt
Organism: Xiphophorus maculatus (southern platyfish)
Lineage: Eukaryota; Metazoa; Chordata; Actinopteri; Cyprinodontiformes; Poeciliidae
Gene: ahrra
Product: aryl-hydrocarbon receptor repressor
Exons: 9
Coding region: 352-2400 (682 amino acids)
Biological process (GO): regulation of transcription by RNA polymerase II
Cellular component (GO): nucleus; aryl hydrocarbon receptor complex
Molecular function (GO): transcription cis-regulatory region binding; nuclear receptor activity; protein dimerization activity
Source: RefSeq, a predicted model, not a curated record